Polyodon spathula (Mississippi paddlefish) is the source of this 6521-nucleotide messenger RNA. RefSeq lists its product as uncharacterized. The record is from RefSeq and is a predicted model, not a curated record. The transcript has 15 exons. Gene Ontology annotation, molecular function: nucleic acid binding. Bases 186 to 4391 code for a protein of 1401 amino acids. Lineage: Eukaryota; Metazoa; Chordata; Actinopteri; Acipenseriformes; Polyodontidae.
UUUCAAUGGAGAAAAAAACAAUAGCGGCGAGCUUGCAUGCCGAAGAAAAUGUAUAACCAUUAUAACCAAACGAAAGCCAACGCUGGACUUAAGUGACUGUUUAUGAAGGGCAAAGAAAAUCAGACAGCGGAAAGUAGUUUGCACCGUUACUGUAGUUAUUUUACCUGUUUUUCCUGCAGGCCGCGAUGUUUCCCAGGUUGCCGUUUCGCAGCGGAGAGAACCAUCAAUUCAACAUGCCUUGUCGCCCCGGCCAGGAACAGGGUCCCGAUUAUAUCCCAUAUGACCAUCCCGGGACAAUGGAUGUUCAAAUCGGACCUCCACCCAGUGCUCACAAUAUGGCAGGAGAAGUAUGGUAUCAGGGAGUUAUCUCUGGAGUCAAGAAGUCUUUUGGGUUCAUCGAAAGGGCGGAUAUAGCACAGGAGAUCUUCUUUCACUACACUGAAUUUUGUGGGAACCCAGAGACCCUGGUGGUAGGAGAAAAUGUGGAGUUCACUAUUGCUAAGGUUAAAGGAAGAGAAGUAGCCGUGGGUGUACGGCUGCUGCCAAUGGGAACAGUUAUUUUGCAUGACAUCAGUGUCAAGUGGUUUGAAGGGACGGUCAUCAGAAUCAAAUCUUUGCCAGGCUGUAUCCGAGCGACGAUUAACUGCACCAAGGAGCUGUCCUUCACAGUCAAUGACAUCAGGACGAAGGCAACACUGUUGGAGGGUGAUCAUGUGCAGUUUAACGUGUCUAUUGACCGGCGUAACAAACUGGAGCGAGCUACAAACAUUGAAAUCUUGCCAGACACUUUUCAGCACACUAAUGAAAUCCGACAAACGGGCUUGGUAGUCGCAAUGAAUAGUGACUUUGGGUUCAUCAAGUGUUCUGACCGCAAUAUUUCCAAGAUGUUUUUCCCGUACAGUGAGAUUCUGGGGGAGGUCCAACUGAAACCUUCAGACGUCGUGGAGUUUACAGAAAUCCCUGACAAGUUUUCAGAAAAAUGCUUUGCAGGAAGGAUUAAGAAGCUCCCCACACGCCCCUCAGAAAUAGUGUCCAUGGAGCGCUAUGUGGGUGUAGUGAAGGAGGAAGCCGUACUCACCGCCUUUGAAGCCCCCAUUCAGGGCAAAGAAAAGGAUGUGGUGAGCGGUUUUAUUACAUACGAAGAACAUGGUAUGGCAUUGACUGUUCCGUACUACAAAAAUGAUUUAGAAGGGUCUGCCUGUCCACAGACUGGGGAUAAGGUUGAGUUCAGUAUCUGUAAGAUGCUGGAAACGGACCAGCGGAGAGCGGUGCAGGUGACAAUCUGGCAAUGGAAUGACAAUGCUGGCCUCCAUGGCAAUGCUAGUCAAGAUCAGGAGAUGUUCCAGUAUAGUGAGGAAAAUCAGGAGCACUAUAACAGAGGCCCAUCAUCACAAGUGGCAUAUCCCUCAGUUGAACAGGGAGACAUUGGCUACCCCUGGGAGGGGGGCCACUGCACCUCGUGGCAUGAGGAGGAGUCUGGCAGAAGCAGCAGGGAAAGGGACGAAGAGACCAUACAACACAGGGGCAACCUGUGGCCUGAAAUGAGAGGAUGCAGCUCUGAGAGGCCCCCUGAACAGAUCGAGAGGAGCAGGAGCUGCAGUCGCACCCCGCCCUCCCGACAGUUCGACAGUAACACCAGUGCGAGUUUGCGGGAGGUGGAGCUGGCCCGCAAGAGGAAGCAAAAGGCAGAGCUGGAGCUGGAGAUCGCUCAGCGGGAAAUGGCUCUAACAGCAGAGUACGGAAUUUCGAGGCAGGCUGUACAACUGACAGAGGCUCCCAAUCGUGGGCAGCUCCCACACAAUGUACACACUCCGAAGGACAAGUUUGAAUCCACAGCUAGGGGGAAACUUGAGGAGGAUUACAGUGGAAUCUCUUCAUCUCAAGGCAGAAAUCCUUUAAAUCACAGGCGAGACAUUGAUUGGGGGAGACCACGCAUACAGUGUUGGCAAGAGGAAGGGUCCAGCGGAAGCAAUCUGGAAAUGGACAGGGAGACCAUGCACUCCACUGUCAUUCAAGAACCCCAAAGCAGGGCUUACAGCUCGGAGAGCUUCCAGCAGCACGAACCCAACAGGGACCGCAGUCGUAGCCCGCCCUCCUGCCAUUUCAACAGACGAACUGGCGAGGAAUACCGGGAGUUAGAGCUGGCACACAAAAUAAAAAAGCUGGAAGAGCUGGAAUGGGAGAGGGCUGGAACAAGAAGGUAUGACAUUUCAGGACUUCCCAGCCGGGCCACUGAAGAUGUCAAAUGUGGACCGGUCCAGACCGAUGAAGGGUCGCCAAUGCCCAAGAAGUCGAUUCUGAAGAAACCGAGUGAGCCCGAUGUGGAUCCAGCCAUUGGUAUUGAGAGCAGUGAUGACUCCAGACAACCCCCGGUCUCUACACAGACGAAGCGCUUCCUCAGUGCACUCAACAGAUGUCUUGGCUCUGGCCUCUUCUCCUCUCGGCUCAGAGAAGCAAGGGAGGAGACCCAGCGACAGAUCUCUGAUGACUCUGUCCACUGUGAGAACCGGUCUAAAGGUUCAACUGAAAAUCCUGAGGAGAGCAUUUGUGAAUUCCUCCUCCCACAUGAGAGGAUCAGUCAGGAUGACACUGGGUUUUCCAGAGUUUUAGGAAUUAUGGGCGAUAAUAACCCUAGCCCACGUGAAAAGCGGUGGCAUUCUCCCGAUAUUGAAGAUGAGGAGAAAUUUCUCUAUGGAGAGGGCAAAGAGAAGUCAUUAGGUCAGACAUCCACCCCCCAAUCCCAGUCUAAAGUAGUAGCCCAGUCUGAGAUUGGCCAUUGUCCGGUCGGUCGAUCUGGAAUUGCCCACCGUCAGAUGAGCCAGCCAGGGGUGGACCACCUGCUACGUAGAAAACCUGCAGAUGGCACGCAACAAAGAACGACUGGCAUUGGUGGUCUGAGGAGCAAGAUUGCACCAAGCAGCCAUCAAGAAAUACAGCCUGGGAAUUUGAAUCGGCCUCAAGAAAGCAAGUCAGGGACUGGUCCACCUCAAAUGAGACAACCUGACAGUGUUGGAAGUCAGCAGAGACAACCUGUGGUUGACCAUAAUCCACCAAAGCCUACUGAAAAGGACCGGGAUGCCCCUGCUGUAGAUGAGCCUCAGGAUUCGCAGGAGUUUGAGAGAAUUCAAAAUCUGCUUAAAACAAUUGGUCUCGAUAUUGGAGAGGCUGAAUUCAGCAAGAUGGCAGCGCGGACUCAGGAACGUCUUUAUGGAAAGAAACCAGCAGCAGGGUCUUCUCGUCGUUCCGAAAGAGAGAGAGAACUCAGGGGAGUGGCAAGGAGGAGCUGGGAGACGCAUCGCAGCCCAACCAAGUCUCCUGAGUCAGAUUACAACCGCUCCAUCUCUCCAUCCCCAACUAGACGGCCGUCAUAUGAGUACUCCAGCAAAGAGGAGGGAAAAGAGUUGAAGCAGAUUCAAAGACUGGGGGAAAACAAGCACCCUCCAGCACCACAUUCUGAAUUUCAGCUUCAACAAGCUGGAUACAGUCAGUAUGGAAACUACAUGGACACCUGUCCAUCACAGGAGCCUCAUUCCAGUACUUCAGUUCACGAGUCCAAUCUGCGAGUCAUUGAAGCAGUGUCUCUCAAUGAGAACAGAGUUCAGCAGAAGUCAUCCAACAGAAUGAGUCUAAAGGUUUUAGGGGAAGCAGAGAGACUGACACAAGAAGAGGAAGCCCGUUUGAAAAAAAAGGAAAAUAUCAUAAUGGAACUGGAGAGACUGCAAAAGCUGCAAGCAGCUUCAGGAAGCUUGGCGCAGAAUCGCAGCCACACCGAAUCUCCAGACCCCUCCCCAGGCAGUUGGACUCCACAUGGUGAAUGUUCCUCCUCCUUGGUAUCAGUGCAUGCCAACAAACCGGAGGGAAAACAGUGGUGGGAGAAGCCUAGUCCUGUAGUGUUGUCAUCUGCCCCUACUGGCACCCCCUCACCCACUGUAUUUAUAACCCCCAACCCUCCAGCUCCUCAACCUAUUAACUUUGCACCCUCUCCUCAACGUGUUAACUUCCUUCCUCCGUCCCAUUCAGCUCCACAACAUGUUGCUUUUAUGCCCCAUGCAGUACCUCAGCACCUUCCCUUCCCACCACAGGCAGGUGCAUGCUCUCUGCCAGCGUACUCUCAGUACCCACCUCAACCUGGCCAUGGACAGUAUGGAAACUACACCCCUGCCAAUCCCAUGCCCCAAGGCUGGCCAGUGUACCCACCCCAAUCACAUGGGCCUCAUCCAGGCUCCCACCACGGUGCUCCAGAACGCGGUCCUUCGUUUGUCAAGCAGAAGAGAUUUAACCCGCUGGCUGUGCGCAAUCUCAGCGUCCUUAAAGCUGUGGCUGUCAAUAAAAACGAAGCAGAGACCAAAGGAAAAAAACAAAAGAAAAGUGGGAAAAAAAACUUGCAAUAAAAAAGGUAUGUUUUUAUAUUUUAAUCUUAAUUUGUCAGUUAAGUCCAAAAGCCUGAUCUGUCUGUCUUUUUUUCUACCCGUUCUAAUAUAUAUAUAUAUAAAUAAAAUAUUCAAAUUUGCAGAACUUUAACUGUCUCUGGACAUAAUUAUAUUAUUUGAAGUAAUUGUAGGUUAUGUAGUUAUUUUUCUAACUUCUCUAAAAUGUUACACUAACAGCUACAGGAAGCAUAUGUGGCAGUGAAGGAUGAAACCUAAAGCAUUUGUGUAUUUUUUUUGAUAUAACAAAAUUGUUGUUAAAGUCAGUAUUCAUCAAAACCGCUAAAUGUCUUAAUCGUAGACUUUGAGUUUUUCCUGAUCACUUCACAGUCAUCAUUUUGCUACUAGCCAAGACUUGAAUUCCAGGACAGUGUAAGCUCAUGUGUACAGCAGCAAGGUCCACCUUCUGUGCAGGGUUGUUGCACCUUUGCCUUGGUUGCCUGAGACUGACAUGCUGCCGUAGAUAAUGAAUCAGAUUAGGAGUCUGGACCAGGCCACCCCCCAUCACUGGCUUUCAUUUCUUACUAGUAAUUACAGUGUAUUUUGUAUCUUCAUCAUGUGCUGGUCAUUGUAAUGAUUCACAAUGACUGCCAAGCAUAUUGUCUGGUCUUGCCUUCUCUUUUGUUGCUAGAACAUGGGCGUCAUUUACACAGGCACCGAGGAUGACACGUGCCCCCCACUUUUUCAUUAUUAGGUGAUUGUUUUAGAAGAACUGUUGCCUAAGUUAUACCAGCCAUCCUCUUUACCCCACACUAUUGAAACCAAAUUUGGGCUCGUGUGUUGGACCUUACUGUAUGUUGUUGACACUACCUGAUUAUCAACAGGCGAAUCUGAAAAGAUGUAUAUGAGACACAACAUAUUGGCUACCAUCUGAACUAUUGUGCUGGUGGCUGACUGCAUGUUGUGAAAUAAUGGAUAUGAAAAUACUUUGUUUUUAUGAUUUAUCUAUUACACUGCUUGCAAGAAAAUGUUUACACGAUGGUGUAUGUUGUGGCAAAACAAGACAGCCUACUGGAGAUUUAAAAAAAAAAAAAAAUCUUCGGUUUAUUCCUCUUGUGUUAAGGUUGAUUUAGAAAUUGUAUAAGGAUCUUCUCACAGUAAGGCAUGGGGUCAGAAUGUGAGAAGUUUCAAAAAUCGAUUUGUUAAAACAACUAGAAAGAGCAGCCUAUUGAGUUCAAUCUUUCUCUGAAAGUAGAGUUGCUAGACUUUUGUUAACAGUGCCUAGGAAAAACAAAUAGUGGAAGAAUGUUUAGGGGGGUGUAAAGCAUUUUUAAUUUCAUGAUAAUAGUAACAUGUUUGACAUGAACAGGACUGCUAAAAAGGGAGGAGGUUCUGUGCCUAGUUCCAUUUAUGUUUUAAUGUCCUCUGUAGGCUGUUCUGUUUACAGGGUGCAAAAAUUGUAAUGCAAUAUUUAUGUAUUGUGCUUUACAAUAUUGUAUUUUUUUUUUGUCUAUAGCCUUCCAUUAUAUAGUUUGUACAAAAUAUUUAGUUUUGUUAUUCACAAUCUGUUAGCAUGCAAGUUAACAAAUAUUGUAAUUAUUUUGUUUUAAUGUAAAUGCGCAGGCUCUGAAUAGUACAGAUAGGUGAAAUGGACCAACAUUGGGUGUUUUAAAAAGAGACACGUUACGGCUACAUUAAAACUGAGGUGAUGUCGAGUUCUUUCAGUUGUAUUCAUGCACAGAUUGUGUUCAGGCCAGGUUUCAACUUUCAUUUGGUUUAAAGUAAAUAGAAAUAGAUUUGGUCUGUGUAUAAGUCUUUGAAUCACAGGCAAGAGAAAAUGGACCUGGUUAAAAACCAUUCGCUCACUCUUUUCUUAAUUGAACAUCCUGUUUUUUUUCUUAGUUUUGAAGAAAAAAAUAUAUUUUACUUUUAGAAAAACAAAUGCAGACAUUGCACUGGAGCAGAAACAUAACUCACUGCAGUGUCUUCACCUAGACACUACAUACUUCCAAGCAAAUCUGCCAAGUGCAGCAUGCGUUUUUAAUUUGGAAUAUUGUGUGCAAUGAAGUAAAAUGUAGUAUACUUUAAUACUGUAAUUGCUGUAUACUGUAAUAUUUGGAAGACCUGGAAAAUUAAAACAUGUUUUACAAAUGA